AGGCAAAUAUCUAGACAACACCACCACCUUAGACUAAAAUAUGGCUGCAAAUAAGUCUUCACGUUUGGGAGUAGUUUUCCCUGUAGGCCUCCCUCUCCUAGUCCUUGCUUGCUUCUUUCCCUGCAGUAGCUGCCACUGUGACGUCGGUGUAAGCAAAAACACUGACGAACACGACGGUGAGGCAGGGGCAGCUAGUGAAGGGAUCAAGGGCAUGUUUGUGUUUGGAAGCUCUUUGGUCGACAAUGGCAACAACAACUUCCUCCCGGACUCACUGGCCAAAGCUGAUUACUUGCCGUACGGAAUCGAUUUUCCUAUCGGGCCUUCUGGGAGAUUUACGAACGGGAAGAAUGUUAUCGACCUUUUCGGCGACCAUCUCAAGCUUCCUUCCUUCGUUCCAGCAUUUGCUGACCCCAAAACUAAGGGAACCAAAAUCCUUCAUGGCGUCAACUUUGCUUCUGGUGCUUCUGGUAUUCUUGAUGAUACUGGUUCUUUAGCGGGGCAUGUGAUAAAUCUGAAUCAGCAAAUCAGAAACUUUGAGGAGGUAACGUUGCCAGAGUUGGAAGCGGAGCUAGGCCGGUGCACAACCUCUCAGUCACUCGAGGACUACUUGUUUGUGGUGGGAACCGGCGGAAACGAUUACUCAUUCAACUACUUCCUGACCACCUCCUCCCGCAACGUCACCCUUGAAACCUUCACUGCCAAUCUCACUGCCUCUUUGUCCACACAACUAAAGAAGUUGCACAGUUUAGGAGCUCGAAAGUUUGUGUUGAUGUCAAUAAAUCCAUUAGGGUGUAGUCCUGUGGUGAGGAUGAGCCGACCAACACAUAAUGGUUGCAUGCAGAAACUGAACCGGGCAGCUCAUCUCUUCAAUACUCACUUGAAGUCGUUGGUUGAUGGUAUGAGGGUACAGAUGCCGGGCUCAUCUCUUGUAUUUGUUAACUCCUACAAGAUCAUUAGAGACAUUAUAAAAAAUCCCAUCUCCAAAGGAUUCAAGGAUGCUAGCACUACUUGUUGUGAAGUGGCAUCAAUAAAUGAAGGAGGGAAUGGAAUUUUGUGCAAAAAGGGAGGGCAAGUGUGCGGAAACAGAAGCAGUCUUGUGUUCUUUGAUGGCUUGCAUCCAACGGAAGCUGUGAACGUUCAAAUAGCAAACAAGGCCUUCGCCUCUUCCCUUAAAACUGAAGUUUAUCCCACCAAUAUUAAGCGAAUGACGACACGCAAUAUGUAAGGUUAUCAUCAGAUCAGACCAGACUCUCCAGAACUUGUAUGAUCUACUACGUGUGAAGUUGGUUACGAAUCUAGUAGGAACUUAAAUACAUAUGAAUCGAAUAGCUCUGUAAUAUGCAGCUAGCUAGGUUGUUUUCUAUUACGUUUCCAAUAAAUGUGUCGAUAAUAUUAUCGACUUUGGCUA
This is a messenger RNA of Pyrus x bretschneideri (Chinese white pear), 1408 nucleotides long. RefSeq names its product GDSL esterase/lipase At1g29670. Gene Ontology annotation, molecular function: hydrolase activity, acting on ester bonds. The record is from RefSeq and is a predicted model, not a curated record. The transcript has 4 exons. NCBI's taxonomy places the organism in Eukaryota, Viridiplantae, Streptophyta, Magnoliopsida, Rosales, Rosaceae. Bases 41 to 1225 code for a protein of 394 amino acids.